UUCUGUUUUAAUGGUCACGCAUUACGUUUAUGUCCUCUUGUGUUUGGAAUGCAUGCCUAUGAAAGACACCUGGCAUUAGAGAACAAGGAUGACCCGGGCUUUGUACGAUACAUAUUCAGAUUUCUUCAGUAGGCUGAUGUAUAACGUGAUCCGUUGUGUUCCGAUCAAAAAAUACUGUCUCCGUGGAACCUUCCUACUUCAUGUAAAUUCUUGCUAACAUGGCCGUCCUGGCUGUACACAGUGGAACUUCGAUGGGCGUACCCGAUCUAGUGAGUUUAUAUCUAUGAGUCGGACUGCCUACAACACGCACGCCGACGUUCUAAGCUGGAGUGGCGUACUGCCGUCCUGCUGUAGCAAUUUCCCCGAAGAUGGCGGCGUGUAGACGUGUUCAGCUGCUCCUACUGUUGAUGUCUGUUUCGAUCUACGUAUGCCGCGUUCGCGGAGCUAAAUCGCAAGGCAAUGGCAACCUUAACGUUAAUGUUCCCUCGAACAACGGAGUUCCUCAAUUUCCAGGUGCAAUGGCACCUGCGGGAAAUCCUGUUCAGGCAGCCGGGGCCUCGCAGCCCCGUCGGGCGACCGGCUGGAAGCUGGCCGAAGAGGAGGCCUGUCGAGAGGACUUGACCCGGCUUUGCCCGAAGCACACCUGGAACAAUAACUUGGCCGUUCUGGAGUGUCUUCAGGAUAAAAAAGAGGAUUCGGAGAUCGCUUCUGACUGCAACCAUCUGCUGUGGAACUACAAGUACAACUUGACGACAGAUCCGAAGUUUGAGUCGGUGGCUGUGGAAGUGUGCAAGAGCACCAUCACCGAGAUCAAAGAAUGUGCGGACGAGGAGCGGGGGAAGGGCUACCUGGUGUCCUGCCUGGUGGACCACCGCGGCAACAUCACCGAGUACCAGUGCCACCAGUACAUCACCAAGAUGACCACCAUCGUCUUCAGCGACUACCGGCUCAUCUGCGGGUUCAUGGACAAGUGCCGGGAAGACAUCAACGCUCUCCACUGUGGGAGCAUCAGUGCCGGGGAAAAGGACAUCCACUCUCAGGGCGAGGUCAUUUCCUGUCUGGAGAAGGGCCUGGUGAAGGAGGCCGAGGACCAGGACGGGAGGCACGUCAUCAAGGAGGACUGCAAGAAGGCCAUCAUGCGCGUGGCAGAGCUCUCCUCCGACGACUUCCACCUGGACCGCUACCUGUACUUCUCCUGCCGGGAGGACCGCGAACGCUUCUGCGAAAACACCCAAGCUGGCGAGGGCAGGGUCUACAAGUGUCUCUUCAACCACAAGUUUGAGGAAGCCAUGUCUGAGAAGUGCCGAGACGCUCUCACCACCAGGCAGAAGCUGAUCGCCCAGGACUACAAGGUCAGCUACUCCCUGGCCAAGGCCUGCAAGGUGGACCUGCGCAAGUACCGCUGCAACGCCGACACCAACCUGCCCCGCGCGCGGGAGGCCCGCCUGUCCUACCUGCUGCUGUGCCUGGAGUCCGCCGUGCACAGAGGCCGCACGGUGAGCGGGGAGUGCCAGGGCGAGAUGCUGGACUACCGGCGCAUGCUGAUGGAGGACUUCUCCCUGAGCCCCGAGAUCGUGCUGCACUGCCGGGGCGAGAUCGAGACGCACUGCUCCGGCCUGCACCGCAAGGGCCGCACCCUGCACUGCCUGAUGCGCGUGGGCCGCGGCGACAAGGGCAACGUGGAGAACCUCUGCCAGCAAGCGCUCCAGAACCUGAUCCAGGAGGCGGACCCGGGGGCGGACUACCGCAUCGACCGGGCCCUGAACGAGGCCUGCGAGUCCGUCAUCCAGACGGCCUGCAAGCACAUCCGCAACGGAGACCCCAUGAUCCUCUCCUGCCUCAUGGAGCACCUGUACACAGAGAAGAUGGUGGAGGACUGUGAGCAUCGGCUCCUGGAGCUGCAGUACUUCAUCUCUCGAGACUGGAAGCUGGACCCCAUCCUGUACAGGAAGUGCCAGGGGGACGCCUCGCGGCUGUGCCACACCCACGGCUGGAACGAGACCAGCGAGAUGAUGCCCCCCGGCGCCAUCUUCUCCUGCCUGUACCGCCACGCGUACCGCACGGAGGAGCAGGGCCGACGGCUGUCGCGGGACUGUAAAGUGGAGGUGCAGAGGAUCCUGCACCAGAGGGCGCUGGACGUGAAGCUGGACCCCGAGCUGCAGAAGCGCUGCAUGACCGACCUGGGCAAGUGGUGCAGCGAGAAGACCGAAACGGGACAGGAGCUGGAAUGUCUGCAGGACCACCUGGAAGACCUGGUCUCAGACUGCAGGGAUGUGGUGGGAAACCUGACGGAGCUGGAGUCUGAGGACAUCCAGAUCGAAGCUCUGCUAAUGAGAGCCUGUGAGCCAGUGAUCCAGUCCCACUGCCACGAGGUUGCCGAUAACCAGGUCGACACGGGCGACCUGAUGGAGUGCCUGGUGCAGAACAAGCAUCAGAAGGAGAUGAACGACAAGUGCGUGGUUGGGGUCACCCACUUCCAGCUGAUUCAGAUGAAGGACUUCCGCUUCUCCUACAAGUUCAAGAUGGCCUGCAAGGAGGACGUGCUCAAGCUGUGCCCGAACAUCAAGAAGAAGGUGGAUGUGGUGAUCUGCCUCAGCACCACGGUGCGGAACGACACCCUGCAGGACGUGAAGGAGCAGCGCGUCUCUGUCAAGUGCCGCAAGCAGCUGCGCGUGGAGGAGCUGGAGAUGUCCGAGGACAUCCGCCUGGAGCCCGAGCUGUACGACUCGUGCAAGCAGGACAUCAGCAGACUGUGUCCCGACGUGGCUUUCGGGAACGCUCAGGUGAUCGAGUGCUUGAAGGAGAAUAAGAAGCAGCUAGCGUCGCGCUGCCACCAGAAGGUGUUCAAGCUGCAGGAGGUGGAGAUGAUGGACCCGGAGCUGGACUACCAGCUCAUGCGCGUGUGCAAGCAGAUGAUAAAGCGAUUCUGCACUGAGGCCGACGCCAAGAACAUGCUGCUGUGCCUGAAGCAGAACAAGAACAGCGAGCUGAUGGACCCCAAGUGCAAACAGAUGAUCACCAAGAGACAGAUCACCCAGAACACAGACUACAGAUUGAACCCUGUGUUGAGAAAGGCAUGCAAGGCGGACAUCCCCAAGUUCUGCCAGGGCAUCCUGAACAAGGCCACCGACGACAGCGAGCUGGAAGGCCAGGUCAUCUCCUGCCUCAAACUCAAAUACGCUGACCAGCGGCUCUCCCCGGACUGCGAGGACCAGAUCAGGGUGAUCCUGCAGGAGUCUGCCCUGGACUACAGGCUGGACCCCCAGCUGCAGGUGCACUGCACCGAGGAGAUCUCCCGGCUGUGCGCCGAAGAGGUGGCGGCCCAGGAGCAGACGGGCCAGGUGGAGGAGUGUCUCAAGGUCAACCUGCUCAAGAUCAAGCACGACACCUGCAAGAAGGAGGUGCUCAACAUGCUGAAGGAGAGUAAGGCCGAUAUUUUUGUGGACCCCGUCCUGCACACUGCCUGCGCCUUGGACAUCAAACACCACUGCGCUGCCAUCCCCCCUGGCCGGGGCCGUCAGAUGUCCUGUCUGAUGGAGGCACUUGCAGACAAGAGGGUACGUCUGCAGCCAGAGUGUAAGAAGAGGCUGCAGGAUCGCAUCGACAUGUGGAGCUAUGCAGCCAAGGUGGCGCCAGCUGAAGGGUUCUCAGACCUGGCCAUGCAAGUGAUGUCUUCGCCCUCCAAGAACUACAUCCUGUUCAUGAUUGCGCUGGGGGUGAGCAUCCUCUUCCUGGUGGGUCUCCUCUGCGGUCGCAUCACCAAGCGUGUGACACGGGAACUCAAAGACAGGUAGAGGGUGGUGUGAGCACCAAAAAAACCAGUCCCGCUCGGACGGCCCGACAACCCCCCUCCUCCUCCCUCCUCUUGCCCCCUAAUACCCCAGCUUGGCCCAAACACCACACCCCAGCCUCCUCAGCUUCUCUCUUGCCCAGAUUCGGAGGGGGCAGGGGGGUGGGGGGUGGGCGGCGGGGAGGGGGGUAGGGGGCUGCCACACAAGCUACAUAUCGCCAUGCCAUCCCAGGGCCAUAUUGGAAUUCCUGUGUUCCCCACUGACCCCCCCACACGCACCCCAUCCAUAUUCCUAAAUAGGACCACCCUCUCAAUGCAAGCAUUAGACCCCUCCUAGCCUAAGCCUCAAGGGAAGGAUGCUCCCUCCCUUGUCCCUUAGGGAACUCUGUGGUGAAGUGCUGCCUCGUGCGUUCAAGUCCUCCAUUGUGCAAAUCCGAAUCACUCCAGUCAACCGACAUUGACUUGACAGUGCAAGCGCAGUACCCAAGGAUAUUGUAUUUAUUUCACAGGUCUUUUUGUUCUAGAACUGGCUGUUCCCAUUUUGCUUUCUAUGCGAAGUACGUUCGUCGGGGGGGAGGGGGGUGUUGGGUGGGGGGUGGGAGGGUGUUUAAGGGCAGGGUUCAUUUUCAUAAAACAGUGCAUCUGUUGUACCCCCCCAUCUUUUUAUUUUUUAUCUUGUGGAGCGCCAUUUAAGUGGGCCCACCCAAGGACUUGGGGUUCUGGGGGAGGCCUGAAAGAGUUCUUGUUUUGAUUUUUCUUUGAAAGAUUCGCUAUGCCUGCCUUUUUUUUUUUUUUUAAUUAUUUUUUUGUGUUGCAAUUUUUUUUUUUUUUUUUUUAAUCACGAUUGAUCUAAAGGAAGGGGGUGUAGCAGAUAUUUGUACACCCUACUGAUCGCCAGGGGACUGCCAGGUGUUACAGAAGUGUGACCAUUCUCAUCUGAGCCAAUAGGAAUCUGCCGAAAGGGGGCGUGACCCUUAGGAAACGGCGGUGGCCCAGCGCGCAGUAGGCCUGCUCGUACGCGAUCAGGCGAGAGAUCAGCUAGCCCGGUUCCACGCUGCUCUUCCUCGGCGGGACCGCAGAGAGGCCGGGGUGGGUCGCUGUCGUUUGGCGUUUCUGCCCGCGCUCGAGUUGCAGCGUAAAGCUCGGGGCCUUCGGGAAAACUCCGGGAGGCUCCCAAAAACAGCCCCGUGUCGUGCACUGCGGUGGAAGGGGGGGCGUUUCCCGUUAUAGUAGUCCUCCUGGCGCUAAGGAGAGCUGUGACAGAAAAGGGGGGGUGGGUGGUGGGGGGGAGGGGGGGGGUGCCAAGAUGAGACACGGGGGAGCGGAGCUGCUCUGGCUUCCUACCGCAGACGGGACAGAACCCAAUAUUACCCACGCCCCUCUCCUGUGCUGCGAGUGGGCGACGAGCUGACCUGGAACCAGGCUGAAAAUGUUGUUUGUUGCAGUUUGCGAUUUGCAUCAGACUGUGUAUAAAAAAAAAAAGAAAUAAAAAAAAAAAAAAAGUGAAUCCGUUACAGAAUGGCACACUGGAACACUGCUUUUAAUGGCUCCAUCUGUCAGUCAGGCCGUUAGCAGACGCUGAACGGAUAGCGAUGGCUAGCGCAGGGCUAACGGGCUAACGGGCUGGCAGAGCCUGAGUCUGAUGAGGACCACGUCCAGGCCCUCCACACCUCGGUACAGAGAGCGGUCCGUUUUUUUCCUCCGCCGAGCCUGCAUGGACAUGUGUUAUGGCUAUUGUUGCUUUUGUUUUGUUUUGUUUUUUUCCCCCCGCAGAAUGGCAAGGAACACUGUUAAAAGAACCACAAAUUUUGUUUCAAAAAAGAAAAAAGAAAAAAAAGUCAACUGAAUUUUGGUAUAUGUGCAUCUUAGAAGUACUUUUUGAAUGCUAACAGAAUCAUUGCACAUUUUCUAUUUUGGUUUUUUAUAUGUAUUUUGUUUGGUCAUAGCCUUAUUUAUUGUUUACUAAUGAUUGGGUCUGAGUUUUUUAUUUUUUAAGUUCCUGUUGAAAUGUAUGCUCUCUUUUUGCCUUUACUCCCAUUUUGUCUGUGAACAUCUCUUCUGUUGGGCUGUUGGGGGCAACAGAGGGUGGCAGUUCUGCUCAUUUCAAGGGGCUGGUGACGCUCCUGGGGUAUUCUGGUUAGUGGGUUGAAUGAGGGUUUUUCAGUCUUGGUCUUGAGGAGAGGGGCAAUUGUGCAGGCCUUUUAAAUAAAGACGUACGUAGUACUUGAGCACACAGGCUUAUUUGGACGCGGGUAAGCCAACGAACACACUCAUUAAGCAGUCGUGGGGUUGAAGUGAAAGCUAACUGCAGGGGCGCGCUGGUCCCCUCCACCAGAUCAGUCCGGAUGUGCGGGUCUGUCCGCGCAGAGGUUGUUGCUGUCCUGCUCAUAUCUUCGGUUGGCACUUUUUUGUUUUUUUUAUUUUUGUUUUGUUCGUACAGUCCCGGCAUUAAGGCUUUAAUUACAGACGCGCGCACAUUUUGUGUUUCCUGUGCGGGUACGGGUGGUUUCCAUGGUUACUUAUCCGUGCCGUCAGGGUGCGUUAGAAACGGUGAGCGUCUCCUUCGCGCGCUCCCCGCCCGUCCCCUCUAGCCCCUCUGCUCGUCAGAGACCGAGCCAGAGGUGGACCGCAGAUCGGCAAGUACGGUGGACCCAGCGUGUUUUUCAUGGAAAGAGAUGAAAACUCACCGACCUACUUGCGUGCCCAACUUCAACAGCUGCGGCGACAGAUUCUCCAGACCCGUAAUGUCUGCUGGAGGCAUGGCUGCAUUUGGUGGACUGAUAUCACCUUGGACCUCUGGAACCGUAGGACUAAAAAAGAAAAAUAAAUAAAAAUCCCACAGUAUUGUUGGAAUUUGUAAAUGUUAAGAAUUUUUGUAUAGUCCAAACGAGCUGAUGGAGCCAUUUCAGUUUGGGUUUAUCUCCAGCCUUGCCUUGUGAUGAAGUCGCUUGUAGUAAUCAUAUCGGUGAACCGUGCAAAGAUUGUCAGCGUGUAUAUAGCUACACAAAAUUUUCAUCGGGGAAGGAUCCAUUGAGCCAAGCAAAAGGGGGUUUGUAUUUUGAGAUGGUGUAUACAAAUUUGACUUAUGUUUGAAUCAUGAAUGUCUAUUGCAUAUAUAUUACUCCCAGUGCAACUCAGAUCCUGUUGCUAUAAUAGGUCUUUUGUUUCUCUCCCCCCAAUCUGUUGUGCCUAUUAUCUUGGAUAACAUACAUUUUCAAUGGGUAACCUCCUGAAACAUUAUUUCUGUACACAAUCAAACCAACUUGUAAUGCCUAUGCUGUUGGACCAUUGUCAGCCACUGGCCAAUUCUGUUGUCGCACUGGAUUGUGCAAAGGACUGGAGUUUCAUGAGUAAGCAAGGGAUUUUUUUUUUUUUUUUUCAUUUGAUGUUUUGUUUCUGAUGCUUGUAUCUUCGAUUUGUCAAUCCAAUUGUAUAUACAACAUACUGGGCCACUGUCACACUCACCAGUGUUACAGCAAUUGCAAAAAAUUGCUGUUUUUUUUUUUUUUUUUAAACACAGUAAAUGGGACAUUUUGUUAAAUUUUUUUUUUUGCUCCAUUUUAAGAAACGUAUUUUUUCGCUGUGUUCUGGGCUUCCUAGUCAGCAGACCAUCCAACCCUGUACACCCGUUCUGCCGCGCUGUCUGACUCUGACCUUUUCAGUUGCUCAAAACCGCAAGGACUUCGAAUCCUUUCCCUUCGUUACGCCUCUGUGCCACAACCUGGGACCACCAGCCAGCCAUGACAGUUUGGGACACGGUCCUCUUAUUUGACAAAAAAUGCCCCCCGCUCCCCCCUCCCCCUUGCUGACAGGCUAGCAGGAGCCCCUGAUCUCCCUUGACACACACACACACACACUAACAAGGCAUCGAUUUGAAGGGGGCUGUUUAAUUUGUGGGCAGUGUCACCUCGCGCUCAAGGGUUGGUGGCAGCACUGUUGGACUGAAGGGAAAAGGCUUAAAAGAAGACUCUUUAAAAACCAGGAGCCAAAGUGGGAAAACUCAUCAUUGCUUUAAACCAGUCCUCCACAGCAUCCAGUACCAUUGGGACAUUCUGCAAAUCAGUAGUUACUGUCUUUGUCCAUUUAAAGUGAGAUUUCCUCAAGUAAAAAUUGAAAUGAUUAAUAAUGAUAAUAAUAAUGAUAAUUAUAAUAAUAAAAUCUGUUUUGUAAUUAUUUUUUUUCCUGUGUAUAAAGUCAUGGAUGAUGUGCUAUUCUUUUUGCUCUCUGAUAAUGCCAUGAAAUAUUGAGAUGUAACAGAUUAACAUUGUGCAUUUUUUUUCUUUUUCUUAAAUGUUUUUUUUUUUUGUUUUGUUUUCUGUACAGAUGAAAUUGGACAAUUUAUUAAUAAAAACAGUCUGCAGGUUUUCACAA
Molecule: messenger RNA, 8161 nt
Organism: Anguilla rostrata (American eel)
Lineage: Eukaryota; Metazoa; Chordata; Actinopteri; Anguilliformes; Anguillidae
Product: Golgi apparatus protein 1-like
Exons: 26
Coding region: 369-3794 (1141 amino acids)
Cellular component (GO): Golgi membrane
Molecular function (GO): fibroblast growth factor binding
Source: RefSeq, a predicted model, not a curated record